AUUUAGGAGAAAUAAAGCUACGGAACAAAAGCGCGGAAAUACGUAAAUCUAGUUAAGUUCUAGUAACUUUAUCUUCCGUAUUUCCGCAUUUCCGUAUUUCCGUACGCUCAUGUAAUCGCACCUUUACUCUUACUUCCUACUUCUUACUUCCAAUGUAGACGUCCCUUUACGUUCACGACUACGCUUAUGCAAUUGUAAAAUGGGCUUUAUGCGCGCAUUUCCUACAAUAUGUGUAACAUGAACUAUAGAUAAAUGCGCGUAUACGCAUGAAACGGAACACGGGCAAAGAUGUCUGUCUGUUAAUGAGUGAUGACGAUCCAACAAGUGUCAUCAACAUGAUCAAAGAUCUACGCUCUGGUACAGAAUCUUAUCGCAAGAGUGGUGGAGUUCCAGUGAGAUUCUCAGGAACUGGUUAUAAACCUUUGGUAUUCAAUGAGAGUGAUGAAGACAUUGUCUCACCGAAACGGUCGAAACUCGAAGAGUCUGACACAUCUGUGGCUAAUAAAAGUCAAUCUGACUCUGUGCCAGGCAGUCCUUGGGAAUGGCGACGUUUGAAAGGCGAAGUAGUAUCAUUGAGGACUAGACUAUCUCACCAAGAAGCAAAUGUGCAGCAGCUACACAAGAUACGCAGGCAGUUGGAGGAAAUGUUUGAGAAGGAGAAAGGUCUCUUGGAAAUUCAGACACAACAGGAUAAGCAGACCAUUCAGCAGUUAGAGGUCCGACUUGACAUUGCACGACGAACAAUCCAAGAUGUGAAAGAGGCAAAGACUGUUGGUGAAAAAGAAUGGUGUCAAGUCAGGGCCAAUUUGGAGCAGAAGGUGACAUCUUUACUGAAUGAAAAUGCGAAGUUAACGGAGGAGUUGCGAAAUCCCAAUGCGAAAGAAGUAUCUUCUGCUGCUCCUUCCUGUUCUAAGGAUACCAUUGAAUUCAGUGAAUUGCAGAUGAAGCUGGAAACCGCGGAAGCCAAAGCGAGUAUGCUGGAGGAAAAGAUGAAGGAUUACCACAAAAUACAACAAGACUUUGAGCUGCAGAAUGUAGAAUUGCAGAACUUGAAAAUCAAGAUAGAGAAACUCGAGUCGGAGAGAGCAUUGUGGGAAGAAGGCAAGAUGUUAGUAGGAAGGGCCGCAAGAGCGGGCGAGCUUGAGAAAGAGCUGCACACAGCGAAAAAGACCAUAAUGGUGCUGAAGGAAUCCGUGAAGGAGAAAUUGCUUUUGGAAGAACAGAUCGCUAACAUGUCAAAAAGGCUAGAGCAUACCGAGAAGGUGGAGCAAUUAGCGGCAAUGUUGGAGACGAAGCGAUGUGAGCUGACGCAUCGCUUGCAAGAAUACGAAACGAUCGGCAUUAACGGCGGACCGGUGGCUAUGAAGCGAGAACUCAACAGACUUCAGCAAGCCGAGGUGGAUCUGAGGUCUGAGGAGGGCCAGCUGCGAUCAAAACUGGAUGCGGUUCUGCGGGAGUCGCAAAAUCUGUCGAAAAAUUACGAAGAUGCGAAGAGGCUGGCUAACGACGUGACGUCAUCCAAGGAGAAACUGAAUAAGUUGGUGAGCAGACUUCAGAAAAAAAUGAUUCUUGUUACCAGGGAGAGAGACAGCUACAGGCAACAGUUGGACUGGUACGAGAAAGAGCUAACGAUGGACGGUAAUAACGUAAUGACUGAGAGAAUACCAGCUUUGGAACGCACUAUAGACGGUUACAGAGAGUUGGUCAAUAAAUUAGAAGCGGAUCUCCAAGCGACUGAGGAUGUCAUUCAGAAGAAUGAAUGCAAUAAACUCAAGGAGGAAAUCGAGCAGUUGAAAGGCGAACUCGAACAUCGCUCGCUAAAGGGCGACUUCAAUUGCAAUGUCCGAGUGUUACACUACACGAUGAAUCCCGCGGCGAUCGCAGAGAAACAAGCUGAGGAGAAGCAGGCGGCUUUGUUGCGAGAGGUGGAGGAGCUUCGAGCUAAAAUGGCGACGGGAAAUUUUGGCGCGACCACGUCGUCGUUGCAGACACAAGAAAUCGCGGAGCUGAAGCAGACACAUGAGAUAAAGAUAGCACGUUUGAAGGAAGCGUUCAAAGCGUCGUCGCAAGAAUAUCGCCAAGCGUGUUAUCAGCUAUUCGGUUGGAGGGUGGAUCGCUCAAAGGAAGGUUGUUACAAACUGAUGAGUCAAUAUGCAGAAUCUUCGGACGAUUUCCUCUUCUUCCAUGUAGGCGAAGAAGGUGUAGAUCUGCUAGAAACCAGUUACUCUAUGAACCUAAGCAAUCUGAUCGAGCAAUUCCUGCAGAAACAGCACAGUGUUCCGAUGUUUCUCAACGCUGUACAGUCUGAUCUUUUCAGUCAUCAAACUGUGACCAAUAUCGUGACAUAAUAUCGUUCCAAUAAUCGUUUCAAAUAAAGUUGAUAUUUUCUAUAGUCGGCUAAUAAAUCUUUCGAUCUGAUGUAUA
Odontomachus brunneus is the source of this 2424-nucleotide messenger RNA. It is a transcript of the gene Mad1, whose product is annotated as mitotic spindle assembly checkpoint protein MAD1. NCBI's taxonomy places the organism in Eukaryota, Metazoa, Arthropoda, Insecta, Hymenoptera, Formicidae. The record is from RefSeq and is a predicted model, not a curated record. The coding region runs from base 267 to 2348 and encodes 693 amino acids. Gene Ontology annotation, biological process: mitotic spindle assembly checkpoint signaling; attachment of mitotic spindle microtubules to kinetochore. The transcript has 7 exons. Gene Ontology annotation, cellular component: mitotic spindle; kinetochore; nuclear envelope.